This is a messenger RNA of Linum trigynum, 1809 nucleotides long. Lineage: Eukaryota; Viridiplantae; Streptophyta; Magnoliopsida; Malpighiales; Linaceae. The record is from the annotation of a GenBank genome assembly.
AAAUGGAGAAUGAAUAAGAAGAACUAUUCCCCUCACUUCUCUUGUGUCUUUCCUCCUCCAAUCUUCUCUUGUUGUUGCAUUUCCAUUAGUUUUAUAACACGUUAUCAGCACGAGACUCUUCCUUUUGAAAAGGUUAAAUCCAUAAUUGUUCUGCUCAAGUAUGUCGAACCUUUCAAAGCUUGAGUUUGUGGCUCUUGAUGUCACUGGAAAGAAUUACCUAUCAUGGGUGCUAGAUGCUGAAAUUCAUUUAGCUGCCAACGGUCUUGGAGACACGAUUAAAGAGGGAAAUGAAGCAUCAGAUCAAGACAAAGCUAAAGCAAUGAUCUUUCUUCGACAUCACCUCCACGAGGGAUUGAAGAAUGAGUAUCUUACGAUCAAAGAUCCACUUAUUUUGUGGACUAAUUUGAAGGAACGGUAUGACCACCAAAAAACUGUGAUUCUUCCUAAGGCUCGUUAUGAUUGGAUGCAUUUGAGGUUACAAGAUUUUAAAUCUGUGAGUGAUUAUAAUUCGGAGCUAUUCAAAAUAACAUCACAACUACUGUUAUGUGGAGAAAAUAUUACUGAUGAAGAUAUGUUGGAAAAAACAUUCUCCACUUUUCAUGCAUCCAAUGUGCUCCUGCAGCAGCAAUAUCGUGAGAAAGGUUUCAAGAAAUAUUCUGAGCUGAUUUCUUGUCUCCUUGUUGCUGAACAAAAUAAUGAGCUCCUAAUGAAAAACCACCAAUCUCGUCCUACUGGUGCCGCCCCAUUCCCAGAAGCGAAUGCGGCAACGUUCACCCAAUAUCCUUAUGGGCAAAUACAUGGACGUGGACAUGGACGAGGACGUGGGCGUGGUCAUGCUCAUGCUCGAGGCCGUGGCCGAGAUCUUGGUCGUGGUAAUGGUCGUGGUGAAAGUUCCAAAAGCUCAUUUUUCCCCAGAAGUGGAAAAAAUGAUGGUAGAAGAAGCAAGGAACAAAGUGUUCAUGGUAACAAACACGUCGAAAAUGUGUGUUACCGUUGUGGUGGAAAAGGUCAUUGGUCUCGUACCUGUCGUACGCCAAAACACUUGGUUAACCUCUACCAAGAAUCAUUGAAAGGGAAGAAGAUAGAAACCAAUUGUAUUUUUGAGGAAGAUGAUUCAGGAAAAGACUAUAAUGAUGCUACUCAUCUAGAUGUGUCAGACUUCUUUGCCCACCCUGAAGGAAAAAUAGAUCACCUGAUUGGUGAUGGGAAUGUUCGCAAGUGAAAAACUUAGCAUUUCCAUUUGAAAUUUCUAUUUUGUUGUCGCUUUGUUCACAAGUGAAAAGUGUAGGUUUCCCAUUUGAAAAUUCACUUUCUUUGUCGUUUUCCUUGAGUGUGUUUUUCCUAUUAAUGUGUCAGUUUAAUAUAAUUUCUCUUUAUAAUCCUUAUGUGGUUAAAUUUCAUCUAUUAUAAUCAUGUCAUUUUUUUAUAUUUAUUUGGAGAUAUUUUCUUAUAUUGAUUUACUUUCUAUCUUUUGUGAAGAAUGAAUAUUCCCAUGCUUGGCACCAAGAUCAAAAACCAUGAUGUGUGUCUUAUUGAUAGUGCAUCGACACAUACAAUCUUGAAGGAUAAGAAAUAUUUUUCUCAUCUUGAAAUGCGAGAAGCAAAUGUUAGUACUAUAUCUGGAAGUACAAAUCUAAUUGAAGGCUCCGGAAGAGCUAGUGUAUUGUUACCAGAAGAAACCAAGUUGUAUAUCAAUGAAGCCUUAUACUCUUCAAAGUCUCAAAGAAAUUUAUUGAGUUACAAAGAUAUUCGCCGAAAUGGAUAUCAUAUUGAGACAAAGGAAGAAGAGAAUAAAGAGUAUAUUAUGAU